Messenger RNA from Morus notabilis, 1003 nucleotides. RefSeq names its product VQ motif-containing protein 11. The coding region runs from base 285 to 875 and encodes 196 amino acids. The record is from RefSeq and is a predicted model, not a curated record. The transcript has a single exon. Lineage: Eukaryota; Viridiplantae; Streptophyta; Magnoliopsida; Rosales; Moraceae.
UCUCUUCUCUCUCUCUCAGUUUAAUAAUUUUUCUCACGUCUUUGUCUUGUCUCUCGCCGUAUAUCUGACAUUUCCACCACACACAUGACCCAAUAAAGCAGAAACUUAAAAAUAAAAAUAAAAACCCCAAAAACUCAAACAAAACAAAGCGUAAAUCAAAAGUUCAAAACCCAAUUUUCCACUCUCUUUCUCUCUCUAACAAGAAUAAAAACCCUACAUUUCAUGCAUUUCUCCCUCAGAAAUCUCUCUCACAAGUUCUCAACUUUCCACCACAAAAACCAACCAUGAACUCGCCCACAUACGGGUCCGACCCGGUUUCUCCCAAUACCACUUACGUCCAGGCCGACCCAUCAACUUUCCGGGCCGUGGUCCAAAAGCUAACCGGAGCCCCGGACGACCCGUCGGCCCAAAAGCUCCCUCUCAGCGGCCUCCCUUCCCGGCUCGCCAACCCGAAGCCCGACAUCGGGCCCAGAAGACCCACCUUCAAGCUCCACGAGCGCAGGCAGGCGGCGAAGAAGCUGGAGCUCAACCUCACCAGCACCAGCACCAGCACCACCUUCGGCGGCGGCGCGUCGUUCUCACCACACUUCGUCAUGCCUAGAAGCGGCGGCGGAGGAGGAGGGUUCGUCGUAUCGCCGGUGUCGACGCUGGAGUUCUGGGCGCGUGGGAGCCCGAGAACGCCGGCGACGCCGUGCACGGAGGAGGAGGAGGAGGAGGAGAAGAGAGCGAUUGCCGAGAAGGGGUUUUAUUUGCACCGAAGCCCGUUAAGCACGCCCAGAGGGUCUGAUCCGCCGGAGCUUUUGCCUCUCUUUCCUCUUUGCUCUCCUAGAGAUCAUACUACUGAUCAUAUUAACUCUUCUGCCACUACUUCUUAGCUUCCUUAGCCUAGUCUUCUUUCCCACAAUUGUUAAUUUUUUUUUUUUGAAAUUCAUUUAUUUUUCUCAUCUUUGUUAAUUGGAUUUUGUAAUGAGAAGGCGUAUGCCGUAUGGGGUUCAGAGAUGUA